Capsicum annuum is the source of this 335-nucleotide messenger RNA. RefSeq names its product importin-5-like. Gene Ontology annotation, cellular component: nucleus; cytoplasm. Gene Ontology annotation, biological process: protein import into nucleus. Lineage: Eukaryota; Viridiplantae; Streptophyta; Magnoliopsida; Solanales; Solanaceae. Gene Ontology annotation, molecular function: nuclear import signal receptor activity; protein binding. The record is from RefSeq and is a predicted model, not a curated record.
CUGAAAAAGGUGGUUCUAUUUUCAAACCUUUUGUUGGAGAGGCUCUUUCAAGGAUCAAUGUAGUCGUAACGCAUUUCAAAGCUCGUGAACCUGAGAAUGUAGAGGCAUAUGAUAAUGCUGUUUCUACACUUGGUAAGAUAUGCCAAUUUCAUCGGGAAAGUAUUGACUCAGCGCAGAUUAUUCCGGUUUGGCUGAAUUGCCUACCUAUAAAAGAUGACAUAUAUGAAGCCAAAGCAGUUCUAGACCAGCUUUGUUCAAUGGUUGAAAGAUCAGACACAGAACUAUUGGGUCCCAACUAUCUACACCUUCCAAAGGUUAUUUCAGUUUUCGCAGAG